AGGACUCGUCUUAGAAAAUCCAGAAAUUUUGUCAUCUUCUUUGUUGGGGCAGAGAAGUGUAAAGUGUAAACACUAAACAAGAACCCUUGUCGUUCUCGAAACCUAUCUAGUCGGUGCUCGUGAUUUUUUCCGGUUUUUAUGGAAAUAUGUUUUGACUUUCGUAUGAAGACGCCAUAGCCAACACGUUUUAAUGAUGCAAUUAUUAGACAGAAUAGUACAAUUUCAUAACCGGUGAUGCAAGUUCAGAAGUGGAGAUGGCUGUGGUUUGCGUGAAUGGCUUCCAUUACUGACCUACUGUUGCUCUCUCUCACUCUAUCGUUGAAACACAUCUUAGAUUUAAUUCUGUGAGGAAGUUAUCUAAUGAGAAAGAGGGGAAGAAAAGAGAAGAAAAUGGGAAGAGCACCAUGCUGUAACAAAGGUGAAGUGAAGAAAGGUGCCUGGACUCCUGAAGAAGAUAAGAUACUCAUUGAUUACAUCACUAAGAACGGCCAUGGCACCUGGCGUUCUUUUCCUAAACUUGCAGGACUUCAAAGGUGUGGAAAAAGUUGUCGUCUCCGAUGGACAAACUACCUUCGUCCUGAUAUCAAACGUGGCGCCUUCAGUUUUGAAGAAGAACAAACAAUCUUCCGUCUCCACAGCUUACACGGCAACAAGUGGGCAGCCAUUGCUGCACAGUUACCAGGAAGAACCGACAACGAGAUCAAAAAUUUCUGGAAUUCUCAUUUACGAAAACGGAUUCCCAGCCUUCAAACCGACCUACCUUCAAAUUCAACAGAUACGAAGAGCAACAGAGUGGAGAAUGUCGCAAAACCAGAAGAUGAAGCCAAGCCAGCAAUGAAUCCCAUGAGUCACAGCGAUAACUUCCACCAUGAAUGGGGUUCUGGAGCUUUUCAGAAGGGUUUUAACAAGGUGACGACGUAUGGUAUCCCAAACCCUAUAAAGAUUGAACCAGUCUCUUUUGCGACAGUUCAAGCAAGUGAAUCUUGCGAUCAGAGUGUGAAGGAAGAGAUGACAAAUGGUUCAGAGUCUCAAAACUCUAACGAAGCACAGAAUGAAUUGGAUAUAACAUUGGAUCUACUGCUAGAUUUUCCUAACGAUGGAGAGUAUUUGCAAUAUGUAUAAGCCAGCCUAUGAUGUAUAAUAAGGUCAGUGGUAUAAUAAUGAAUUAUUAGUGUUUAGGAACUGAGAACAGACAUCAAUGAAUAAAAACUGUCACUUUGCUAUAUAUAAUGUACACAAAUUACACUAAUAUGUUAUAUAUGCACACCAAAUAAUGAAUCAUUAAACAAAUCAUACACAAUAAGAGAAUAUUGUAAAAGUAAACACACAUCAACAAAUAAAUAAAAUCAAGUUCCUGAAAAAAGCACACUUUGUGAUUAAAACCAUCCAAGCAGUUUCUUUGGGGUUUCGCCAGUAGCUCGACACUUGGCUGCAACCUCUUCGGCUUUAAUAAGAUCUUCUCCGCAUUUGGCUUCUGCAAUGGCUUUCUUUUCUUCUGCUUUUUUAUGGAGAAGAACUAUUUUGUUCUUCAUCUUCUCUAUAUACUUUGCCUUCUUCUUCUCCAAAUCCUCCUCCAUCUUCUUCAAUUCUGCCUCUAGGUCGGCUUUCUUGCUGUUUUCCCAUGCAAUG
Lactuca saligna is the source of this 1629-nucleotide messenger RNA. The record is from the annotation of a GenBank genome assembly. NCBI's taxonomy places the organism in Eukaryota, Viridiplantae, Streptophyta, Magnoliopsida, Asterales, Asteraceae.